Amoebophrya sp. A120 is the source of this 5845-nucleotide messenger RNA. Lineage: Eukaryota; Dinophyceae; Syndiniales; Amoebophryaceae. The record is from the annotation of a GenBank genome assembly.
GGAAGAACGUCGGGAUAGUGCAGCAGGACGAACGGCGUCUGCUCCCCUGGGCCUAACCACCGCGGGCCUGAUCGCCGGUGUGGCGACCGGUGGAGAAUUGGGCUCCGUGUUCGCCAUGGCGCUUGCCGAAGAGAAUAAUCAGGGGGAAAGGAACACUGGAGAUAGGUCUGGUGCGACAACAACUGAAGGCACGCGGCCAGGAAACAGCCUUAAUGCUGCGCAGGGAGGGACUGGAGGAGCUGCGACCACUUCAUCAGCGUCGACGUCUGCAGCUUUUAGAAGUCGAACUACGCGUUCGCACCGCGUAUUCGCUGAGGACCCGCUCUUGAUGUCUCAGGCAGAAGUGGUGCGACAGCAAACAGACACGAUCUUCAGCACAAACACCGGAAUACAGGAUGAAGCAAGCACACGACGUCGACACGCGGGACGAGCUACAAACGAUGCAAGUGAACCACCGCCUACUGGUACUGCCACGUCAGACACUAGUAGUACACGGCGGGACGAGCAAGAUCUCGCACUGGAGCAACAGACAGCCUCCUCAUCGUCCAACGCUAGGCAGUACUACUCGGCUCCGGCGAUCAUGACAAAGCACGAGUCUACUUCGGUACUGCCUCAACGUCAACAAAGAGGUGUUGCGGAUCAGGAUCUUCAUGGAAGUUACAAUCGGGAAAAUGAUGCUGGGUCAUUGGAUCUGCACGGGCAGGAGCAGACAACGCUUCGUGAACAAUUUCUCGCAGGCCCACAAAGUAGUCAUGAGCGUCCACGCACGGAGAGUGGCGAUUCUACCACGAGUAGCAGUAGUUGCCCCAGCUGGCAGUGGAAAGACCGAGUUCUACUUGGGUCCGACGCAGAACACGAUUCUCCGCCGCGCCCCCAAGAUCUCCUGGCCGCGGCUUCUGCAUUUGGUCAACAAAGGCGAGGUCACGAGCAAGCGAUUCUGCACUAUUACUACCUGCUGUCUACGCGAGAAGAAGCGAGGCAGAUGCACGGUGCGACGAACAGUGUUUGUAGUGCGGGAGCUGACCAAGACCACAGUAGUGCGAGUAGAGAGGCAGCAGGUGCAGGCCAUCUCGACGUGUCUCAACAUCAAAAGGGAAUAAAGGCCGACGAGAGCAAAGAUGGACGAACAAGAGACUGCCGUGCAGAAGUAGAGGAUGAGCUGCGAGGUUUGGAAGAAGAUCUUGAGGAGCUGGCCGAAAUGUUCGAACAACUGAGCACCGAUGCGUCGGAGCGGUUUUGCGCAGCCGAUGCACAGCCGGCUCCAGUGAGACUGAAGAGCAGAGCUAACCAGGAUCAUAACCAAUCGGAGCAGUCGGCGGAUGCAGCUCGUCUUCGGUCUUCUACUCCUCCGGCUGGUGGUUCCUCCUGUGGUACUCUCGCCUGCGGUAUCACCGCGAAAAGGCUAGGAGGGUGUGCUUGCGAGGUGGACUUCGAGGGUGCCCGGCAGGAGGACGAUAUGAAGAUAGUACCUGACUCAGGAGAAACAAAAUCGCAGAAAAAUUGUCCGAAACGGGAUGAAAGAAGGACGGACGAGGAAGAUAAGGUUAAGGAUGCCUUAUUACGAGUUGACUGUGCAGCAGCCGGGGUCUUGCCUGCUACUGCUUCUAUCAUCGAGGACUUUGACCGACUAUUCUCUGAGCGAGUAAACAAUCUAAAGUCCGACCACCGGCUAUUGGCCAUCACUCUGAACAUGGAGAAGCGAUUCACGAAGUCGGGGUUGCUGAACCUCCUGAGUGGCGAGUCGGAAGUCCAGGCGUCUUUGCAAGGAAGAUUGCACGAAUCGUUCAGCCCGCCGUUUCCGAGCGACACUCGGGUGCAUGCGACAGCAGAGAUUGACGCCGUACUCAGUGCCAUCCGUUCGUGCCCCUUUCCAUCUGUAGGAGAUAGUUGUAAGACCACCUCCUCCGCAGCGCCGGAGGAAAGGCGAUUUGAAGCAAGAGGAUCACAGCCUAAGAACGUCGCUGGUGCAACAAGCUUUGUUAGCACGAAUCCGUUCGAUACCGAUGACGAUGCUAUGGCAGCUGCAGGUCGUAAUCCAGUGACAGCAGCUGCAGCUAGCGGCACAACUAGCAGGAGCAGGAGGACAAAUCCCUUCGCUAAAUCUGAUGAUGAAGGGGAGGAACCCGUAGUUGUAACAUCAGGCGGUCAACAAUAUCCGAAGAAGGAUCUAUUCUCCCAGGUCGUUUCUGCGUUAACCUGGGUGGUAUCAAAUGAAAAUACGUCUGGGUCUAGAAGAUUGCGAGAUUUGUCAUGCUGAUCUGGCAUGGCCCUUAAAUCUGUAUUGCAUGGCCAAAAACAGCCUCUCUCGCCUGUCAUGCAAAAACGCACUUUCUCAUGCGGAAUACGCAGCACAGAAGCACGAAGCAACUUGUCAUGCUUGGCGGCGCAUUGCAGUGCAUUUGUUAUUGAUUGAAUUGCAUCACAAGUUUCCAGUCCCACACAUUUUUGCAUUUCAUAUUCGGUGGCGUUAAGUAACGUCAUGUCGACGGUCACGGACGAAACGCUGCGGGCAAUCGACAUCGACGACUUGGUUUUGCUGGUGGAUUCCUUGACCUUUUUACUCGAAUACGGUGACUGCCUCGAGGAAAUGCAUGCGUAUUUGCACCUAAGGAGGAACGGAGUGAAGCCUUCAAAAACUUCUACGGGUGAGGACAACCAUCAAACGGAGAAAAUUGAAGACCAGCGGGGCUUUUCUACCCGCUCUCUUGGCGCAGGCGCGUCUGACGAGUGCCCUGGUGUUGGAGAAGAAGAGAAGGAAGUUGUCGUUUGUUUGGAAGAUGAGGAGCCUCCACAUAAUUCUACCGGGCGUGGUUCUGCUUCCGGUUCAACCCAUGCGGAGGGGCCUCCUUGCAGCAUCAAGCACAAUAUUCAAAACGCGGGCAUUAGCGCCUCAAGCGGUUCAUCCGAAGACCCACGACACAGUGCCACGAUGAGCUGCCAAACGGGGCUUUUAGCUCGUGAAAAAGCGGAAGUUCUGCCGCUGUUUGCGCAGGACGGGGCCGCGCACGAGAACGAGUACGAGAUGAAGAAGCCAACUACUAGCAGCAGCAGCUCUAGCAGUUUUUCGCACCAGCAUCCUGCUCCUGCUGCUGCGCAAGUUCCAUCAUUUUCGCGGCGAGAAGCAGCUGGCGCACUACAGAGCGCCAACGAAGCAGUCGCUGAAGAGAAUAAGGCGAUGACACGGGACCUACAUCUUCACAACCACCUGCAUGCCGCCAAUGAGAUUUCAAAGGUGCAGAUCAAACGGGUGCUGCUUUUCGCCAACGAGAGGCUGUCAAAUUCCAGCCAAAUGGUCAAGGCCGAGCUAGCGGCAUUGGAGACAAAAGAACAGCCGUUAGAUGCGAGCAGCGGGAGCGGCGGAACAGGUGGCUCUCUCUCCUCCAGUUCAGUGGAAGAAACCCGUUCUCGGGGUCGAAAAAGGCGGGAGAGAAUGAGAUCAAACCUCUUCUACCACGACACUGGCAUCGCUAUGGCGGCUUCCGAGGCGGACGCCAGAAUCUUCACACGGGAAAGUAGACAAGAACUACAAGAUCUCAACGAAGGUGUAGAUGAAGAGGCUCCCUUUCGCUUGCCCCCAGCGGUCAUCGACGUGACGCAGUUGGGCACGAGUAAUUACACCGAAUCCGAAACGAAUUCGCAUUUUUUCCCGUUGCGAGCAAACCGUAGUACAGCGCAGCCCGGGCGCCCGGAGCCGGAAGCGUGGGAAUUGCCGCCAGCAAAUGUGUGGCAGGAAGACGAUGGUGUCAUGAAUGUCAGUUCCAUGGAUUGGCGACCGGCACGACAAGGCGUCGAUUCCGGCUUUUCCACCCCGGGCUCGGGGACGUACCAACCGCAAAAUACGCCGUCGUCGCCCUAUUCUCCGGAAAUACGACAAUAUCUGUGCUGGCGGGCAGAACGACCCUCGGAUUUUGGCGAACCGUCUCCCGGCCUAGAAGUAGGCUCACCGUCUUCGCCGGUCUCGGAAGACGUUGGGGGCGCUAAUAUGUUGACGAGAGAUCGACGUCUUCAGAUGAAUCUCCCGAGGACCAACAACAGUCCUGCCGCUCAUGCAUUUCCAACGAACGAGGGAGAUGGCGACCGCGACAACUUUUCUCGCAGGAUUUCGUGGGACCGCAAUUCGGACUACGACUUUUUGGAUGGAGAAAACGACGAAGCUGCGGUGAGAGAACAGCACGACCGGCGAGAAGUAGAUCAUGAUAUUAAUGUGGUAGAUAAUGCACCACCAGCACCAGAGGUUCAGGUCUCCCCAGUCGUGGAGCCGGAAGAAGAGGACGAUGACAUUUGGUUCGAGGACCGACCGCUGCUCUCCCCCAGCAGGGGCUUGCGUACCUCCGCAGCUGCUCUAGCGCCGCGACAGGAAAGCACCAGGUCUUUCGCCUCAGUGUCGACCCGGGCGAGCACAGAAAACAUCCUAGACGACACGUUUCGCGAACAGCCGAGAGUGGGACGAACAACUGCUCCACAAACUUCUACAGGUCGUGGGUCCUCAAGAGGUUCAACAGCAGGUGGGCCAGCAGAAGAUUUGUUUCGUCGCAACAGCAACACUAGGGGGGGAACAGUGGCGUCGACAACAACAACCUGCACCUGCAUAGCUGCGUACCGGCACAUCCUGAGAAGCUUGUUCCAGGCAAUCGGCCUUCUUGGUAGGAGAGGCUCUUCUGCAACUUCCGGAGGAAGUAGGAAUGCACGCUUUGCAGAGCAAAGCAGGGACGGGGACGAUUCUGAAAGCGAUGUUGAACAAUCGCCGGGAGGAUCAGGAUCAGGACCUACAGCAGCAGGAGGACCGCCAACGCCCUUGAAACAGCAACGGAAGAGCAGCUUCUUCAGUUUAUUACGCGGAGGCGGCGACCACGCGGGAGAUCACGAGGAGGAUCUGUUCUUGCAAACCUCGAAGAGGACUACGAUCACCAAGCCUCUCCACCCAGCGUUUUGCGUUGCGCGCAACCCGAAAUGCAAGUUGCUGCUGCACAAGGAGUGUUUUGACAAGUACGUACAGACAACGAACCGCAGACGCUAUGUUUCCAUCCACAAGAAUGUCCCACCGUGCUUCUGCGCGAUCUUGCUUCUAGAGUGCAUGAUACCACCGCCGGCGAUCAACCAAGUGCAGUGCCCCGGCUGCUACCAGUGGGGCCCGUAUGAGCCGAGGCAGGGGGCGAAGUUUCCACGUAGUGACGAAAGUGCUGCUGGGGAUGCACAGCGAAGACCUACGAAGGGGCAAAGAAGUCGACCAGCACCGCUGCCUGAUUCGACCGGGAGUGGCUUGAGCAGCUGGCAAGAGUCUUUGCGACUGUAAGAAGGCUUAAUUUCACGGGUUUGCCGAUGGAAUAAACCCAGUACAUUAAUAUAUUUUGAUGUGGUUUUUGUUUCCAGACAUUCAACAGAUCAUUGUAUACUUGCAUCCGCUCCACAGAACAUCAGAACAGAUCACUGCUUCAUGUUUCUAUGUCACUCUAGAAUACCGUAGAAAAUACAUGCGUUCGCACUGUCAUAGUAAUUCACCUCAUUUGCACUGAAUUUUGACGCGUUUCGAAGACCAGCGCAGUAUUCGAUUGUGCGUUCUGGUAUUCAUCGUACAAACAGAAUUCCGAAAUGAGUCAUUACCUUUGAGAAUACAAGCUUAAGCUAGCCUGCAUUUUGACGGAUUUCCGGUGGUGAUAUUCUACUUCACCGCCAGAUAUAAAAGUAAAACGGCCCGCGAAAAGGAAGAAAAACAGGCCCUUUAAUCUUUUGAUGUGAAACGAUGCCGAUGAGUUGUAUUGCCUCGGCUCUUGUUUUUGGUUCUUCAAGUUUGCAAAGCACUUUUGUGAGUGGAGAUCUGGAAGAUCUGUUGAUUUUUCUAAACGAU